AUGGUUGUCUACUACCAGAUCGCCGGCAAGCAAGUCGGCUCCCAUGUGCUCGCCAUGGGUGUUCUCGGCUCUCUCUUCGGCGGUGUCUACCUCGCAACCCGCGGUGGCUCCAAGCCCAAGCAGGCCGCGCCUCCGAUCCAGGCCUCUUCCAAAGACGAGGAGACUUUCAUCCAGGACUUCCUGAAGCAAGUGAAUGGAAGUGGGGAGGAGAAGAAGAGCAGCCAUUAA
This is a messenger RNA of Aspergillus alliaceus, 228 nucleotides long. Its product is annotated as ATP19 family protein. The coding region runs from base 1 to 228 and encodes 75 amino acids. Gene Ontology annotation, biological process: proton motive force-driven ATP synthesis. NCBI's taxonomy places the organism in Eukaryota, Fungi, Ascomycota, Eurotiomycetes, Eurotiales, Aspergillaceae. The record is from RefSeq and is a predicted model, not a curated record. The transcript is spliced from 3 exons.